Messenger RNA from Sceloporus undulatus (fence lizard), 1014 nucleotides. RefSeq lists its product as uncharacterized. Gene Ontology annotation, molecular function: antigen binding; immunoglobulin receptor binding. Gene Ontology annotation, biological process: complement activation, classical pathway; positive regulation of B cell activation; phagocytosis, engulfment. Lineage: Eukaryota; Metazoa; Chordata; Lepidosauria; Squamata; Phrynosomatidae. The record is from RefSeq and is a predicted model, not a curated record. Gene Ontology annotation, cellular component: blood microparticle; immunoglobulin complex, circulating; external side of plasma membrane.
UUUCUAGCAAAUCCUUCCCCCCAAAAAGAGGCGUACAAAAUGAUAUUUUGGCUUCACAUUGUUUUAAUUUCAACAGGAAUCACAGAUGUCCAAUCCAAUGUUCAGCCACAACUAGAGGAGUCCGGCGGGGACUUAAAGAGGCCCGGAGACUCCCUUCGACUCUCCUGUAAAGCCUCUGGGUUCACCUUCAGCAGCUACUACAUGAACUGGGUGCGACAGGCUCCUGGAAAGGGUCUGGAAUGGAUUGCAGGAAUAUAUACUGAUGGGAGCCAGCAGCACUAUGCUGACACGGUGAAAGGCCGUUUCACUAUUUCCAGGAAUAAUCCCUCAAACAUGCUGUAUCUGCAAAUGAACAGCCUGAAGCCUGAAGACACUGCUGUGUAUUACUGUGCAAGAGACACAGUGAGAGGAAAUGAAUCUGCAACAAGACAAAAAGAAAAACCCCUCCCUGUGCUCCUGGAGGAGGGACUCAUGCAAAUCCAUCCAGUACAUAGAGAGUUGUUCUACAAAAGGACCUCUAUCAUAUUACAGAGUUCAAUUUACACUGACUUUCAAAGCCUUGUCUUCAACACAGAGCUAAGACAUCUUUUCAAUAACACAAUGAAAUCAUUGCUGUUCUUGUUUUCUCUGGUAGCCAUUCCAAGAUGGGCCUUUUCAGAAAUUCAACUUGUACCAACUGGUCCAGGAAUGGUGAGACCUGGAGAGGAUCUUAGAAUGGUCUGUAAAGUGACAGGUUUCUCUAUUGCUUCUUCCUCUUCUUAUGCUUGGUAUUGGAUCCGACAGCAUCCUGGGAAAAGUUUUGAAGCAAUUGCAGGAAUAAAUGCCAACACUGGGGGCAUAUGGUAUGCCCCUUCUCUGAAUCGGACCACCAUUUCUGCAGACUCUUCGAAGAAUGAGUUCUCUCUCUUGCUAAACUCCCUGACAGCUGCUGACUCUGCUGUUUAUUUUUGUGCCCGAGAACACAGUAAGAUGAAGCCAAUGGGAACUGUGUACAAAAAGAGGAAACAAUGUUAG